AUGCGACCGGACGCGCGGCCCCAGGCUCACUCUCCAGAAGCCCUAGUCGACGUGGCUUCUUUUGGUCUAUCGCCUUUCCCGGAGGAUGAAUACUCUCUGGAAUUCACUCCCGUUGGAGGACCGAAACAAGGCGCGAUUCAAACGCCGUCUCGACGAGCAUUUGGUGAGAAGAUGGCAGCGUGCAACCCACUGAGCGGGUUUCUAUCGGUACCGGUGGUAAAGAGGCUUAUACGGUACACGGCCCCUCUGCCUUAUAAACAUGAAGAUGUCGGAUGUGAUACUACACCUAAACAUUCUGUCUUUCAGAAAAAUGCAGAACGAACGAUUGACGAGAAGUGUUGGACUCUAAGUCAACUAGUUCAAAAACACAACGAUCUGGAAGCACGAUUAGUAUCGACCACUUUCUUUCUGUGCCAACUGAACUGA
This is a messenger RNA of Echinostoma caproni, 426 nucleotides long. The record is from the annotation of a GenBank genome assembly. Lineage: Eukaryota; Metazoa; Platyhelminthes; Trematoda; Plagiorchiida; Echinostomatidae.